This is a messenger RNA of Prorocentrum cordatum, 996 nucleotides long. NCBI's taxonomy places the organism in Eukaryota, Dinophyceae, Prorocentrales, Prorocentraceae. The record is from the annotation of a GenBank genome assembly.
AUGCCUGGUCAGUCUGCAUGGGUGCUGGCGCUGGCCUUCGCCUCGACCUUCUGGGGCAUCGCGCAGGCCGAGACUCUCCACGGCUCCGACGACGGCGUGGGUGACAGCGUCGAGCUCGUCGCCGACGGCGCGCACGACUUGGACGACGCGCACGAGGGCCUCGAGCAGAUCGAUGGCAUCGAGCACGGAGCGCUCGAUGCCGAGCAGAUCGAGGGCAUCGAGCAGGAGGGCGGCGAGCACCAGUCGCUGAGCGCCGAGCAGAUGCUCGGCCUCCACAAGAAGAUGGACGCGAACGGCGACGGAAAGGUUUCCAUGGCGGAGCUCCUGGCCUUCUCGGACAGCACGCGGAGGCAGAUCUUGGAGAGGGAGGUGCAGGCCGUCCUGGCGGAGAUGGACCUCGACGGGGAUGGGAAGCUGAGCGUCCAGGAGCUCGUCAAGGAUCUGGAUUCGUGGGGAGGCGAAGACGUCAGGGAGGACGAGCACGAGGCCGCCGCGAUGAAGGAGUUGGAGAUCGCGAAGUUUGGUGCCGCUGACACGAGCAAGGACGGGCUCCUGGACAUCCACGAGCUGCCCGCCAUUUUCUACCCAGAGACUCACGAGGGCGUCCUGGACCUCACCGCCAGACAGACUCUGCGGGAGAAAGACGGGAACGGCGACGGCCUUCUCAGUCUGCAGGAAUUCUGGCGCGGCGCCCCCUCGGAUGACGCGCUGGACCAGGAGGGGGAGGAAUUGAUCGUCACCGAUGAUGAGCAGGAGGAGUUCCGAAAGAUGGACGCUGACCACAGCGGCAAGCUGGACCUGCAGGAGCUGAAGGCGUUCGAGUCCGGCAGGCUCCACACCGAGGAGGCCAUGAAGUCGUUGUUCGAGCUCGCCGACAAGGACAAAGACAUGCACGUGACCGCGGAGGAGCUCGGGGCUGCGCGGGAGCAGAUCGCUGGCAGCGAGGCCCACUACCCCUUCGCGGAAUGGGCGGACCACUUCGUCGACGACCUCUGA